CCUUCCAGCUAGGUUUUCUUUGCUCUUUUAUUUUUUUAGAUGCGUUACUGUGCCUGUAGAGACUUCGUUGCUUCGCCUCGGACCGAUGUGACUCUGGGGGAAGGAUCAUGACCGAAGUCCUUCUCUCUGCUGCUCUGAACGGAACUGAACCCAACCUGUUAUCCAGCAGCAGCUGGUCUGCGGGAAACGUCACCACCAAGUGCUCCCUGACCAAAACCGGCUUCCAGUUCUAUUACCUGCCCACCGUCUACAUCCUGGUCUUCAUCACUGGGUUUUUGGGCAACAGCGUGGCUAUCUGGAUGUUUGUCUUCCACAUGAAGCCUUGGAGCGGCAUCUCGGUUUACAUGUUCAACUUGGCACUGGCCGAUUUCUUGUAUGUCUUGACUCUGCCCGCCCUCAUCUUUUACUACUUCAACAAAACAGACUGGAUCUUCGGAGAUAUCAUGUGCAAGCUGCAGAGGUUCAUCUUCCACGUGAACCUGUACGGCAGCAUCCUGUUCCUGACCUGCAUAAGCGUGCACAGGUACACGGGAGUGGUGCACCCCUUGAAGUCGCUGGGGAGGCUGAAAAAGAAGAACGCCAUGUACAUCAGCAGCCUGGUCUGGGUCCUGGUGGUGGCCGCCAUUUCUCCAAUACUCUUCUACUCGGGAACAGGGAUAAGGAAAAAUAAAACCAUUACGUGCUACGACACAACGGCUGAUGAUUACCUGAGAAGUUACUUCAUUUAUAGCAUGUGCACCACAGUGCUGAUGUUCUGCAUCCCCUUCAUAGUGAUUCUCGGUUGCUAUGGGCUCAUCGUGAAAGCUUUGAUUUACAAAGAUUUGGACAACUCUCCUCUCAGGAGAAAAUCGAUUUACCUGGUCAUUAUUGUGUUGACAGUCUUUGCAGUGUCUUACCUUCCCUUCCACGUGAUGAAGACCUUAAAUCUAAGGGCCAGGGUGGAUUUUCAAACCCCGGAUAUGUGUGCCUUCAACGAUAAGGUUUAUGCCACUUACCAAGUGACGAGGGGCCUGGCCAGCCUCAACAGCUGCGUAGACCCCAUCCUUUACUUCCUGGCAGGUGACACCUUCCGAAGGCGGCUUUCCCGGGCCACCAGGAAAUCAUCCAGAAGGAGCGAACACAAUGUGCAGUCCAAAAGUGAGGAAAUGACUCUCAAUAUUUUAACAGAGUAUAAACAGAACGGAGAUACCAGUUUGUGAACAAAUGAAGAUGAUUUGGGAACAGUUUGAAAAAAAUCCUCUGCUUUGAGGCAGUAGGAGACUGUAGGGCUUACAAGUGUGUGAGGAAAAUCUACCAGUCUCAAUUGUUUUUUUAGAUAAAGCCUCAUUUUCUGGUCUUAGAAAAAGCUUAACAAAGUCAGUGGAAGAAUUUUAAUGGAAAAUAAUGUGUCAAAAUUCAGCUUUCCUUCAGUAGUUUCAUUUAUUUCUGACUUGUGUCAGAUAAAGUAAAAUGAAAUAAAUCCCCUAAAGGAGGAGAGCAAUCCAAGUGCAUCUGGUUUAAUGACUUAGUCUCCCACGUUUGAAAAUGUUCUCAGUCAGCCUGUCUUUAAAAACAGGAAAUAAAAGUAAGAGCAGAGUCUUGUCUUCUGAGGCUCAGUCACAGACCAGGCUUUCUGCUCACUCGCUGUUGUACGCAAGGAUUUAAAUCAAAGUCACGAUGCAGUUAUCAUUUUCAGUUUCAUUAUUUUUUUCAUCUAGUGCUGAUAAUGACUUGAUAGUGCGGUGGCAUUUAUGGUUCAGUCCUCUUUCAGUGCCGGUGUUUUACUCGAGGUAGGCUUUGCUGGUGUGUGCAUGGUUGUGCUUUGGGAUUGCGAUGGUUGUUCGUGGCCAGCCUGGCCCCUCCGCGGCCAGGGCUCCCCGCUGCCCGGGCCCCUCGGGUGUCCCCGGGCGCUGCCGGGCGCGCAGGCGCUGCCGGCGUGGGGAGCGGGGCCGUGCGGGGUCACGGGGCUGUGCGGGGUCACGGCUGUGUGUGGGGUCAUGGCUCGCUAUGGGGUCACAGCUCCAUGCAGGGUCAUGGCUGUGUGCAGGGUCACAGCUCUGUGCAGGGUCACGGCUCUGUGUGGGGUCAUGGCUCGCUAUGGGGUCACAGCUCCGUGCGGGGUAAGAGCUCUGUGCAGGGUCAGGGCUCUGUGCAGGGUCAGGGCUCUGUGCGGGGUCAGGGCUCUGUGCAGGAUCAGGGCUCUGUGUGGGGUCACAGCUCUGUGUGGGGUCAGAGCUCU
Ficedula albicollis (Collared flycatcher) is the source of this 2218-nucleotide messenger RNA. It is a transcript of the gene P2RY1, whose product is annotated as purinergic receptor P2Y1. Lineage: Eukaryota; Metazoa; Chordata; Aves; Passeriformes; Muscicapidae. Gene Ontology annotation, cellular component: plasma membrane. Gene Ontology annotation, biological process: platelet activation; phospholipase C-activating G protein-coupled receptor signaling pathway; relaxation of muscle. The coding region runs from base 108 to 1199 and encodes 363 amino acids. The record is from RefSeq and is a predicted model, not a curated record. The transcript has a single exon. Gene Ontology annotation, molecular function: ATP binding; G protein-coupled ADP receptor activity; A1 adenosine receptor binding.